Daucus carota subsp. sativus is the source of this 1630-nucleotide messenger RNA. RefSeq names its product nuclear transport factor 2. Gene Ontology annotation, molecular function: mRNA binding. The transcript is spliced from 9 exons. Lineage: Eukaryota; Viridiplantae; Streptophyta; Magnoliopsida; Apiales; Apiaceae. The record is from RefSeq and is a predicted model, not a curated record. Gene Ontology annotation, cellular component: cytosol; ribonucleoprotein complex. Bases 89 to 1618 code for a protein of 509 amino acids.
AAAUUUGUUAAACCUCGACCCUGCCCAACAUGUUGGGGUUGGGUUAAUCGGCUUAUGAGUCGGGUCGGGUCGGUUUUGAUGGGUAUUUAUGUUUUGGUUCAACCCUGAACGAGAGUACGUACCAGUUACCACUACAGUCUACACACACUAUUAUUACUCUGGUAAACUUGACACCAUUUUUACUGCUCUGUCGUUUCAUCUUCCCUCAAAUAUACCUCCGUCUGUUUAUAUGACGGUGCCGACAGAAAAUCCUCCUGCUGUGUUUCCUGGUGCUCAAUAUGUUGGCAAGGCUUUUGUGGACCAGUAUUUCUAUGUUCUUAGCAUCUCUCCAGAGUCUCUUUAUAAAUUUUAUCAUGAUUCAAGUCUUUUAAGCCGACCUAAUAUGCAUGGAAGUAUGAUAUCCGUGACUACCUUGAAAGAUAUCGAUGAGAAAAUUCAGUCAGUGGAUUGUAAGAACUCUAAGCCAGAAAUUGAUACAGUAGAUGCUCAAGAUUCUUAUCAAGCAGGCGUAAUCGUUGUAGUAACUGGUUCUGCGAUUGGGGCGGACAAUGUGAAAAGGAGAUUUGUUCAAACAUUCUUUUUAGCUCCACAAGAGAAGGGCUACUUUGUACAGAAUGAUAUUUUAAGGUAUGUUGAGGAAAGUGGGCAGUUGGAGCUGAACUAUAAACCUGUUGAUAGUGAUGGUGACUGUGUUCCACCAGCAACCCUGACUUCUGUUUCAGGUUUUUGGUCAAUUGAAUGUCAAACCUUUCAUAAUACCACUCAUGUAUCACCCAGUCAUGCAUGCGAUCCUUUAAAUACUUUUGAGACUGAAGAUGCUGAAGUUUUUGAAGCUUCGGGAAAUGGAGAAAUUUGUAGCCCUCUAGAUGAUGAGAGACAUUCGGUCAUGAUAGGUAAUAUUGUGAAUGAAGAACGAAUUCAGUCCAGUCAGAAUGGUACAUUGGAAUCCAUCAGCUCAGAUCCCACUGUAGUUCAGCAAGAGAAUAGGUCUUAUGCUUCAAUCGUAUCAAAGCCUGCCGCAAAUCCAGCUAGUAAUAUGAGGUGGGCUCCUAUUAUACCUAGUCCAAAUACACUUGGUUCUAAGAAGCCUUCUCCUGAACCAGCUGCAUCAGUUCCAACUAGUGAUAGUGGCCUUGAAGGUAGCAAUCCUCAGGAUAAUGUUGAAGGCCACUCUGUAUACAUACGAAAUUUGCCUUCAAAUGCAACUGUUGCACAUGUAACUGAAGAAUUUUCGAAGUUUGGCCCUGUAAAACAUGGUGGUGUACAAAUCAAAAUUCACAGGCAACAUGGAUACCAUUACGGCUUUGUGGAAUUUGAAUCACCAGACUCUGUGCAGAAUGCAAUAAAGGAUUCACCGAUCGUAUUUGGAAGACGUCAUGUCAUUGUGGAGGAAAAGCAAUCAACUUUUAGAGUUGGGAGCAGUGGAAAUACUGAUAGGAAUACUUUAAGAAGGGGUGAAUUUCAGGACAGUUUUCGGGGACGUAAUUACUCUGAGGGCGGGGGUUAUGGCAGAAGCGAGUUCAGGAGCAACCACAAUUUCUCAAGCCGGCCAACGAUUAAUGGUGGACGCAACACCAAGUAUCGCUAUCAACGUGUUGAGCCGGUUGGAGGUGAAUAAAUUGGGCUGUGU